CUCUCAGCGCCUUUAACAGGCUCGCGUUUGUCGUCGUCUGCUAAACACUCAAAGACGCCAUACCGAAAUGAAUGCCGUCGUUCUGAAGUCUGCAUGCAUGGACUGCAUGGACUUGGGACUGAACUUGUUGGAUUAUUGCUCCAUUACCGCUUUUUUCGCUGAAACAAUCUAUUGGUUAUAUGAAGAUGAAUGUAUUUUCAUUUGCUGGUUAUUUUAGAAAUGGUUUUGUUAUUUCUUUUUGUCGAAAAAGUAUCAAUUUUAGAGCCUUUGGCAACCACCACCCCUUUCCGGUCAGCUCUUCAGUCGCAUUCCCACUAACGUCAGGCAACGCGGGCCUGGGCAUCGCUCCCGCCUGGCGCUCGUCGGGGUAUUCCUCUCCAAGGAUCCUGCUUGAUUCAUUGCACAGCUCCCGUGUGAGAACCGAGUUGAGUGUUAGAUUCACAACGUCGUAUGUUUUAUCCCAUUUUCAACAAACAUCAAGGGCAAGGUGGGCCCAUGAUUCCUCAUCACAAACAUUAAAGUCAGAAAACUGUUUCUCAACAAUUCCACUGUCUUGCCCUUGGAGGCAACAUCAUCUCAAAUUGAAAUUCCUUCAAGUAAGAUUGGCAAAUGUUUGUCUUUAUAGGAAUUUUAGUUCCACCAGAUUCUUGUCAUCUAAUCCUGCGUCAACACAGUCAUCAUCAGGCCAACCAGUGAAGGAUGACCAAGACCACAGAUCUGUCCUUCACCAGCUGAAAAAGCUAGAGAACUCACUCAGAUUUCACGGAUACUCGACUAUUCGUAUUGGAGUAGGAGUUUUCAUCAUCAUAGGUCUGAUGGUGUACAUACUGCGGGAUCCUAUCAGAGAAAACGUUGCUGUGGAAGUAUCGCAAGUAGCCUCACGAUCUCUGGAGCAUGAGCAUGUGGCCAUGAAGGCAGAGGAGUUUGCCAAGUCUCUCCUUCAGACACUCCUACAUGAUGAAAACAUGCACCGUCUAGCUACGCAAUUUAUCAAGCAGGUAUUGAACAGCCCAGAGACUAGAAAAGCUACAACAGAUUACAUCUCAAGCAUUCUGGAGGACCCACAGAACAGACGGCUCCUGGCAUCAACCAUCAAACAGGUCCUGCUCCUCGCCAUCCAUGAUCCCGAGACUACGGCAGCGCUCAAGGCAGUGGUGGUUCUCAUCCUGUCCGAUCCAGAGUCUCAGAAAGCAGCCAGGGGUCUUAUCACAGCCGUAUUCAAGCACGACGACCUCAAGGCCGCAGCAGCGCUUUUCUUCGCUGAUGUGCUCCAGUCGCAGGCUGUUGUGAAACAGGCAACCAAACUAGGAAAGGAUGUGACCUUCAAUAUCAUCACAGACCCUAACCUGAAAGAAGAGACGGGAAAGUCUUUUUGGGAGGCUGUGAAAUACUCAAUAACACCAAGGUGGUUCUCAGGAGCGACAUCAUCCUCCUCCUCAUCAUCAGAGCCAUCCGCUGAUUCCUCAGAGAUACAUCCAUCUUCAUCAUCGCUCUCUUCAAACCAGGACACCUUGCCCCCAUCACCAUUAUCGUCAUCAUCGUCACUACCAUCUCAACUAACGUCAUCAGAGCCUCUAUCAUCUCAACCGUCAUCACCUUUGCCAUCAUCAUCGCCAUCAUCAUCACUACCAUCACCAGAGUCAUCUCCAUCAUCACCAGAGUCAUCGCCAUCGAUAUCGUCGUUAUCACCACCAUCACCGUCAACAUCUCUGCCAUCACCACCACCUUCCAAGCCAACCGGGGAGUCGACAACCCCCUCACCGACUGAAGGAGAAUUAUUUGAAGAGCAACAACUACUUGAUGAACAAGGACUUGAUGAAGACUCCAAUAUCCUAACAUAGAACUCGAGGGCUCCCCUUCUCUAAACUGUGACGGUUGGACCUCUGAUUUUAUGUCGCAACUUCAGCCUUCAGGCAUUUUUUUAUUUAUGAUUUUUUAUUGCUACUCUUGACAACCUACUGCCUAAUAUUGCAACAUUGGCUAAGCAUUACGAUGGGUAUUUUCUGGGGAUUAUCUUUUUUUUAGGGCUCUUUUGAUCAUUUUUGGGUAGAUAUCGUCCCGAGACCCUGCAUAUUUUUUUCUUCCCUCACUUAUAUAUCUCGAGUCUCUCUUUCACACUUUGACAUUCAGGGUAGAUUCUGUACAUGAAAUCAUGGCUGUUUCCCUCUUGGAUGUUACGAUGCAAGUGGAGAUUGACGAUUUGAAAAAAAGAUGGUCAGAGGAUACUAUCUAUAUUGAUGUAGUGAUUCCAUAAUAAACUAUUGCAAUGUGAUGAUUUUCCAUUUGGCAGUUUUGAAUUGAACCUGCAUCUCAGCCUCACUUGGAAAAAGGAGAUGUCGGAAGCAUUACCUUGAGUGUUCAUCAUAUACAUAAAAUAUGAUGGCAUGAUUAAUGCCAAAGGUGGAAAUUUUUUAUUUCUAGAUUGCCGUAAGACUUGCCGGUAUUUUUCGGUCUAAUUAUGUUGUUAUUCUUUGCCAAAGUUUGUUAUUAUUUGUAAGAAACAUUCCAAGCAAUGGAACAUUGGUGCAUGCAAUAUUUCAUGUAAUAAUUGAAUUGUUGAAUUAAAAGAAAUGAAUU
Molecule: messenger RNA, 2577 nt
Organism: Lytechinus variegatus (green sea urchin)
Lineage: Eukaryota; Metazoa; Echinodermata; Echinoidea; Temnopleuroida; Toxopneustidae
Exons: 4
Coding region: 180-1841 (553 amino acids)
Source: RefSeq, a predicted model, not a curated record